CAGGGGGCAGUGAGUUACCUUUCAAGCUCACCUUUCUAAAGAUACCCAUUGUAAAUUAAUGAUAAUCCAUAGAGCAACUACCCUGGAACAAUGGCAAGUCAAGUGCCAUGUUUGGUGUUCUUGUGCUUGAUCGCCCUCGUACUUCUGGGAUUUGGAGCCUACUACACCUACAUGUAUAGAAAGGAGAACUAUCUGACAAGCUGCUUCCACGUGGGCGGUAAAUGUUUGGAGGUGGAAAACUGUGAACAUGACCAUCAUUAUCGGCGGAAUAUUACCACAUGUAUCCACAAGCGGAAGGUGUGCUGCAUGCAGGAUCCACAGCCCACAGAUAAUACUGAGGAUUAUCGUGAAUUGAUAUCACCGUUGGACAUUUAAUUGAUAUCUUUUGGUAUAAUCCAAAGAAAAUCAAUGUACUGGUGGGGAAUUUCUUAAAAAUGUACUAUCUGUUUUAAAUUCAAGUUUUUCAGUGAAUUAAAAGGCUACAUUUCUGCUUA
Molecule: messenger RNA, 494 nt
Organism: Drosophila serrata
Lineage: Eukaryota; Metazoa; Arthropoda; Insecta; Diptera; Drosophilidae
Source: RefSeq, a predicted model, not a curated record